UGGCAUCACAAAUCAUUUGUCAAUUGAAUCUGCGGCCGGCAACAACUCGGUUUGGCGAAAACAAAGCAAUACGAAUAUGAGGCGCCAUUUUUUUAUGUGUUGUUUAUUUAUUUUUGCAAUAAAUAACUUUGGUCAAGCACAAAGUGAAGUAGAUCUGUUGGAAAUGAAAUGUUUAAACCAACAACAAUGCACACAGUUCGAGCACACUGGCAUUAAGGCUGAUUGUAUCUAUGACCACUGUCUUUGUACAAGCAGCUCGGGCGACCACGUGAAAUGUAAACCAGUGGAGCAUAAAUUGGGUAACAUUAUUGGAAGUCCAUGCCCUUGCCGCCAAAUUCCCCAUGCAGAAUGUGAUGUAAAACAGGAUAUGUGUUACUGUGCCAAAGGUUAUAUGCCCAGCAAAGAUAGGAGACGUUGUAUUACAAAAAAAGCUGAAUUAGGCGAAAGAUGUGAGAUGGAUUCCCAAUGUCAAAAAAGUGAUUACAAUGCCAUUUGUCACCCUGAUGUAAAAGAGUGCGUGUGCAUGGAUCUCUUCGUUAAUGACAAUGGAACAUGCAUAUCUGUUGUUGGCCCUAAAUUCGUCUGCUCCAACGACAUAGAGUGCACCAAAAAUUUCCUCAACAACACCAAAUGUUUUGAAAACACGCAUUGUGUUUGUACCGAUGGUUAUGUGGCAUCCUUUGAUAAUUCCCAUUGUCAAAAUGUUACAGGAUAUUUGGAGACUUGCACGGAAAAUAUACAAUGCAUUGCCACCCUGGGUCCUGGUGGUAAAUGCAAAGAGAAUACCUGCCAAUGCACUGAGAAAUAUUUUCCAGAACAACAUAAAUCACCCAUUGAUGGUCGUUUGAUAACAUUUUGUUCGCCCGUUGUGGAACGUGGGCAAUACUGUCGUUAUACGGAAGAUUGUUAUCAGCGUCAGUUGGACAUGACAGAACAAACAAUGGAUUGCAUUUAUGGCGAAUGCAAUUGCAAAUUGGGUUUUAUGGUCUUCAAUGAUGGUGAAUGUGUGCCUGGGUCGGCUACUGCCAUAUCGGCCUUUGUGGGUUAUGUUGUAUUCUUAUUAGCACUGGUUAUUAAUAUCUCUUAAGUUACUAUUUUGUACUGCGGCUAUUAUUAUUAUGAAUAUUUCUGAAAACUGAAUUGUGAUCAUUGAUUAUAUACGGUAUAUACAAUAUUUAAUUAAAGUACUGUUACAAAGAAAUGUAA
Messenger RNA from Stomoxys calcitrans (stable fly), 1206 nucleotides. Its product is annotated as scavenger receptor class F member 1. Lineage: Eukaryota; Metazoa; Arthropoda; Insecta; Diptera; Muscidae. The coding region runs from base 77 to 1087 and encodes 336 amino acids. The record is from RefSeq and is a predicted model, not a curated record. The transcript is spliced from 5 exons.